UUUCCUCCCCCCAAACUGUCCACAUACAGAACCUGCUGCCGCUUCCAGCUACUGUCAUCCUUUACCACAGAUCCCUGCAUUGAUUGAUAUAGCUCGUAAUGUGGUGCAGUAGAACAGCGCUCGGGAGACUGCGGAGGAUCGCCCCGUGUACCGUCACCGGAUUUCAUCGCGCAAUGUCCACGUUACCGAAGGUGUAUGUGACGCGCAAGGUGCCGCCGGACGGACUGGACAUCCUCCGCGAAUCCGGACAGGUGCAGGGUGGCUGGGGAACAUGGAGAACUUUAUGGCUAUGUGGUCAUGAACUUGCAAACAGCACAGUUGGCAUCUUGGGACUUGGGAGGAUUGGUGUGGCUAUCGCCGAGCGUCUGAAGGCAUUUAAGGUGAAGAAAUUCAUCUACACAGAUAUGGAGCAGAGACCGGAGCUCGCAGAUAUGAUAGAGGCAGAAUAUGUCUCUUUUGAUGAGAUGGCCAAGCAGUCUGAUUUCCUGGCUGUAUGCUGUGCUCUGACUCCAGAGACUCAUGGAAUCUGCAAUUGGAAUCUCUUCUCCAAGAUGAAGAAAAACGCCAUCUUCAUCAACACAAGCAGAGGUGGAGUGGUUAAUCAGGAGGAUCUGUAUGAAGCCCUGUCUACCGGUCUGAUCGCUGGAGCCGGGCUGGAUGUCACCACACCUGAACCACUGCCCACACACCAUCCUCUUUUCACACUCAAAAACUGCGUGAUUCUUCCCCACAUUGCCAGUGCUUCAUAUACGACACGGAACGCCAUGUCUGCUCUUGCUGCCAACAACCUGCUGGCUGGACUCAGGGGAGAACCCAUGCCUAAAGAACUUAAACUGUAAAACUAGACAGUUAAGUAAUAGUUCAUACGAAAAUGAAAAAUCUACUUUCGGACACAAAGAGAUAAUUGCUGAAAAAUCUUCACGUAGGUAUUUUUCAUAGGAGUACAGUUCAUAGUGACCCCAAAUGACCAAAGAAAGAGACAAAUUAACUAUUUACAUGUUAUAACCAAUAACCAAUAAAUGGCCAAUCUGUAUAAUUAUCUAAAAGAAUUAACAAAAUAAACUAUAAAAUAUUAAAUAAUUUUCAACGCAACAAGUUAAGUUUUGG
This is a messenger RNA of Sinocyclocheilus grahami, 1107 nucleotides long. RefSeq names its product glyoxylate reductase/hydroxypyruvate reductase. NCBI's taxonomy places the organism in Eukaryota, Metazoa, Chordata, Actinopteri, Cypriniformes, Cyprinidae. Gene Ontology annotation, molecular function: hydroxypyruvate reductase (NADH) activity; NAD binding; glyoxylate reductase (NADPH) activity. The record is from RefSeq and is a predicted model, not a curated record. The coding region runs from base 99 to 839 and encodes 246 amino acids. The transcript is spliced from 7 exons. Gene Ontology annotation, cellular component: cytosol.